GGUUAUUCCAAAUCACGCUGCCGCAGGCGCGAGCUGGGGUUUUGAAAAUGCCUCAGAGCCUGUAAAGUUGAGUGUUUCCCUCUCAAGAUGCCCCUCUCAGACUUUAUUCUGGCCCUGAAGGACAAUCCCUACUUUGGGGCUGGAUUUGGGCUUGUGGGUGUGGGCACAGCCCUGGCCCUGGCCCGCAAGGGUGCCCAACUGGGCCUGGUGGCAUUCCGGCGCCAUUACAUGAUCACACUGGAAGUCCCUGCUCGAGACCGAAGCUAUGCCUGGUUGCUUAGCUGGCUCACCCGCCACAGUACCCGUACUCAGCACCUCAGUGUUGAGACUUCGUACCUUCAGCAUGAGAGUGGGCGCAUCUCCACUAAGUUUGAAUUUGUCCCCAGCCCUGGGAACCACUUUAUCUGGUAUCAGGGGAAAUGGAUCCGAGUGGAACGAAGCCGAGAGAUGCAGAUGAUAGACCUGCAGACAGGGACCCCUUGGGAAUCUGUCACCUUCACAGCUCUGGGCACUGACCGAAAGGUUUUCUUCAACAUCCUGGAGGAAGCUCGAGAGCUGGCCUUGCAGCAGGAGGAAGGGAAGACGGUCAUGUACACAGCCAUGGGCUCUGAGUGGCGUCCUUUCGGCUAUCCACGCCGGCGGCGGCCGCUGAAUUCUGUGGUUCUAGGACAGGGUCUGGCUGACCGAAUUGUCAGAGACGUCCGGGAAUUCAUCGAUAACCCCAAGUGGUACACUGACAGAGGCAUUCCCUACAGACGUGGCUACCUGCUUUAUGGGCCCCCUGGUUGUGGAAAAAGCAGUUUUAUCACAGCCCUGGCAGGGGAACUGGAACACAGCAUCUGCCUGCUGAGCCUUACGGACUCCAGCCUCUCCGACGACCGGCUCAACCACCUGCUGAGCGUGGCCCCACAGCAGAGCCUGGUGCUCCUGGAGGACGUGGAUGCAGCCUUUCUUAGCCGAGACCUAGCUGCAGAGAACCCAGUCAAGUACCAAGGUCUGGGUCGCCUCACCUUCAGCGGACUGCUCAAUGCCUUGGAUGGUGUGGCAUCCACCGAGGCACGCAUCGUGUUCAUGACCACCAACCAUGUUGACAGGCUGGACCCUGCCCUGAUACGCCCUGGACGAGUAGACAUGAAGGAGUACGUGGGCUACUGCUCACACUGGCAGCUGACCCACAUGUUCCAGAGGUUCUAUCCAGGGCAGGCACCUUCCUUGGCUGAGGCCUUUGCAGGACGUGUCCUUCAAGGUACAACUCAGAUCAGUCCUGCCCAGGUACAGGGCUACUUCAUGCUGUAUAAAAAUGACCCUGCAGGGGCAAUUCACAAUGCUGAGUCUCUGAGGACAUGACGAGCAGGCUGUCCUCAGCUCUCCUCCUGUAGAUCAAUAAAUAGCUGCCACACCAUUCUGGU
Messenger RNA from Neomonachus schauinslandi (Hawaiian monk seal), 1409 nucleotides. It is a transcript of the gene BCS1L, whose product is annotated as mitochondrial chaperone BCS1. Gene Ontology annotation, biological process: protein insertion into mitochondrial inner membrane from matrix; mitochondrial respiratory chain complex III assembly. The record is from RefSeq and is a predicted model, not a curated record. The coding region runs from base 88 to 1347 and encodes 419 amino acids. Lineage: Eukaryota; Metazoa; Chordata; Mammalia; Carnivora; Phocidae. Gene Ontology annotation, molecular function: ATP hydrolysis activity; ATP binding. The transcript has 8 exons. Gene Ontology annotation, cellular component: mitochondrial inner membrane.